Molecule: messenger RNA, 4173 nt
Organism: Panthera uncia (snow leopard)
Lineage: Eukaryota; Metazoa; Chordata; Mammalia; Carnivora; Felidae
Gene: ELMOD2
Product: ELMO domain containing 2
Exons: 8
Coding region: 1114-1995 (293 amino acids)
Cellular component (GO): membrane
Molecular function (GO): GTPase activator activity
Source: RefSeq, a predicted model, not a curated record
CGCGGGCUGGUUGAGACCCUCGGUGUCCUAACGAAAACCGUGGGGCGUCCAGGCCGGCGGGGCUUUGUGCGAGCCGUACCUUCCCACUCGCGGCCAGCGCGCGACCUGGGCUCGGCCAGGCUCCGGAAGGGGGGGCUCCGCGCAGCCACUCCCCGAGGUCUGGGGAGCUCAGGCGCCUCGAAGCUUGUGUUCCCUGCGCUUAGCAGUUCUUGUUUCUUUUGUCCUAUUGAGCGCGGACUAGGUAGAGUCAUUUUAGAGUAACAGUUCAGCCGAUCUCUGAUGAUGGGCGCUGCUUCUGCACUGGCCUGCGGGGAUUUCAAAUUUGACAGCCCCCUCAGACCGUAGUCUAGAGAUGAUGUAUCUAGGGAAUGUUGAAGACAGGAAGGAGAUAAGCGUUUUUAUUUUAAAGUAACUCCUCACUUGUAUUCCCCCCACCCCCGCUUCAUUUAGAAGCUCAAGAUUUUUCUAAUGGCAUAAAGAUUCAUUUCGGUUGAGGGUGUAGUUUGUUACUUUUCUUAGUGUUUCUGCCCUUCUCCUGUUGAAUGGAAAAUCAACAAUUAUUAGCCAGGGUGCGGUCUACUUUGUGUUCAACUUAUAUACUUCAAUUUGUAAGCCAUAUGUAGUGGUUUUUUUUUUUUUUUUUUUUUUCUGGAAUCUCCUUGACUGUGGGACAGAUGUAACUGGAAUUAUACAUAGGGGUUAAAAGAACUCUUCCUUUUACAAGCGAUUCUGAUAUAAGGCAUAUUUGAUAUAAUUGUUGCUAAGUUGGGCCCCUUUUGUUCUUGAACUGUUGAGCCCCAUUUUCAAAGAUGAGAACAUAGGGAACUGAGAACUUGAAUCUAAGUAAGUAGUUUGAUUUUUACAGUUAAUUCCUAAAAAGUGAUAAAUUGGCCAUUUGACCAUCCGUCAUUUAAUUGAUCUAAAUGGUAUUUAUUACUUCUGUCUUUGUUUUCUUACAUGCCUAAAUAACUGCUACAAAGUAGACCCAGUGGAAAAGCAUGAUAGGUAUAACUUGGGAUUUGAUGAGUUGGAUAAACUGUAAAUUUUUUUACAUUUUAAAAUCGAAUUCAAGGUCAUUAAAUCUGUCAUAUAUUUCCUUCUCCAGGAAAAAAAAUGUUUAUUUCUUUGUGGGAGUUCUUCUAUGGGCACUUUUUUCGAUUUUGGAUGAAAUGGCUCUUACGGCAGAUGACUGGAAAGUGUGAAUUGCAGCGAAUUUUUGAUACCUAUGUAGGUGCGCAAAGGACACACAGGAUAGAAAAUUCCUUGACCUACUCCAAGAAUAAGGUUUUGCAGAAAGCAACACUUGUUGUUCAGAGUGAAGUAGACAAAUGUGUAGAAGAUAUAAUGAAGGAAAAGAAUAUUAACCCUGAGAAGGAUGCCAGUUUUAAAAUCUGCAUGAAGGCAUGCUUACUGCAGAUAUCCGGUUAUAAACAGCUCUAUUUGGAUGUAGAGAGUGUGAGGAAAAGGCCAUAUGAUUCUGAUAACCUCCAACAUGAAAAGCUGCUUCUCAAGCUUUGGAAUCUUCUAAUGCCCACGAAAAAGUUGAAGGCUAGAAUCUCCAAGCAGUGGGCCGACAUUGGUUUCCAGGGUGAUGAUCCCAAAACAGACUUCAGAGGCAUGGGCAUACUUGGAUUAAUCAAUCUCGUGUAUUUCAGUGAAAACUAUACCAGUGAAGCUCACCAGAUUCUUUCCCGUUCAAAUCAUCCAAAAUUAGGGUAUUCUUAUGCAAUAGUUGGAAUCAACCUUACUGAGAUGGCUUAUAGCUUGCUAAAGAGUGAAGCUUUGAAGUUUCAUCUCUACAACUUUGUUCCUGGUAUACCGACAAUGGAACACUUUCAUCAGUUUUAUUGUUACCUUGUCUAUGAAUUUGACAAGUUUUGGUUUGAAGAAAAGCCAGAAAGCAUUAUGUAUUUCAACAUGUAUAGAGAGAAGUUUCAUGAAAAGAUUAAAGGACUCUUACUGGAUUGUAAUGUAUCACUUACUUUAAAAAUAUGAAUCAUCCGUAGUAUCUUCUAUUUCUACCACAUUUUGCACACACAACAGAAUUUAUAUGUUGUAAUAGAAAGUAUCUGAUCAAUUACACUCCUUAUAUAUAAUUUCCUACAAAAAGAUUUCAGAAAUUCUAUUUAAGAAAGCUAGUGGACAAUCAGUGUAUGUUUACAGUUGUUUAUACACUGUUUUCCAAAGGUACCUUAUCCUUCCAAAGAUCCCUUCUGUAGAGUCCUGUGAACUACAGUUUGGAACUUGGGACUUAGCCCAUUUAGUGUAAAAGUACAAAUCAGGUAUUUGUAUUUAAUUGGUUGAUUAAAAUGUGUCAGAAUCAGUUUUCAGUUUUAUGUGUUGUACUAUCAAGUCAGUAUCGUAACCUUUCAAAGCUCUUUUAAGAUUUUUUUGUGUUUUAGUUUGGAGAUGAUUGUUCUUUUUCUUUGUCAUGUUUUCUUCCUAGGUUAAUUAACAGGAAGAGUAGUUCUUCAUGGUUUUCUUUGUUUGCAUCUCAAUCACAUGCCCUAAUGUUGCUUCAUUAGUAGCAAAAAGCAUUGAUAUGUCAGACAGGAUAAAGAAUCAUGGCCUCUUCCUUUUUGGUUUCCCUGAUUAUUUAGCAUAAUGGAUAAUGAGAGAAUGACGGUAUUGGUGACUAGCUUUUUUGUUUCUAAAUACCACACUUUAAAAUAUCACAGUGGUAUUUUAAAGCUUAAAAGCAUUUUCUCAUCUUCAGUUAUUUGCUUUUCAGUCAGUUAUAGAAAAGAAUAAUAAUGCUUGGUGUGAAGGCCUUUUAUGAGGCUUCUCUGCCUGUGAGUGUUUAUAAAAAGAUAUGUAUUGGCUAAGAAAAUCUCGACUGUAUUCAAAGGACAGUGGCUAUUUCAAUAAAACUGUCUUUGAACUUAUACAAAAGGAAAACUUAAAGCUUUUCAAAAAUACUGGUGAAACAUCAUUGGUUUAUUUUAUUUACGAUUAACUGUUGCUUCUUUUUGCUUUGCCUCCAUGGUGUUUCUGGAUAAUGGUAUAUGGACUUUAUGGGUAUUCUUUGAGUUAGUGGUCUGUGGGAUUCAAAAGUAGCCUGAGGAUGAUGACUGUGCAUUUCGUAUAGCUUUAUUCUCCUAAAAUCUCAGGAGGGCAUCAAGUGCUGUCAAGGAUUAUAUAGUGAUGAGCUUCUCAUGGGAAUGAUUUCUUCCUUGUGUGUUUUAGACAUUUGUACUCCUAGCAAAACUAAAAGAGUUUGAAGAUAGGUUUGUCUGAUCACUAAGUUCUUAAAUCCUACAGAAACCGGCCUAUUAAAGACAUAUUUUAAAUAUGAUGAGAGUUAGCCCGUCUUUAAAUGUGUAUAUCAAGUGCUUAAGGACUGACUCAUGUGGUAGCAAGACCCGAGACUUUCAGUGUUCGUUCAUGUCUCUUGACAGACCUCUUUCUGCAAACUUGUCAAAGAGAGGUAAAAAACAUCUGAGCGGAAAGUAACAGAUGCAGUGUCGUAUAGCACACACAUUGAAAGCGCAGCAUCUAAACUAUUACUUUCUCAACAGGAUAAAACACGUAAAAAUUGGGUUCACUUUAUUAUUGAUUGUGGUGGUUUAGUGUCUCCAUAUCACAGGCAUUUAAAAUUGGUUUCUUGUAGGAGACUUCUAAACCCUGGGAUUAUCUCAAUUUUUUCUUUAUGCUUUCAGUGCAUUAGUUUCUAGCUCUGCAGUUCUAGGAGAUGUAGCAAAAUCCUGGUAAGGAUCAGGUGCUAACCAUUAAAGCUCAUUUUAUAGUGUUUACUAUUACAUGGAAAGCAAUUCUGUUAGUCUUUUAAUGUUUAUGCUGAAAAUUCUUACCUUUAUAUUUUAAUCUUUCAACAGCUGAGGUCUUGAACUGAUUUAAACCUUUGUCAGUAUGCUUAAUAAAGAAUGACACAAGUAUGUAUGGAAGGGAAAACUUUUUAAAGUAAUCAAGUUUUUCGUCUUCUAUGGAGGAAAAACACUUUGUAAUGUUUUGAAAAUGUCAUUUGAAAGUUUGGUCAGUAAUAUGUUCUUUAAAUCCAUCACUGUUUGUACAAUAUAGAUACUGUCCUGCUCUUGCUUCAGAUACUCAAUAACCAUUUCAGAAGCUCUGUAGUGAAUUGGUCUAAAAGAUACCAAUAAAAAUUUUAAAGUUUGAUAGUCUGGAAGCCAAGCUAAGCGUCCCCACUUGUAAAUUAGA